AUGCUCAAAACAUACCCCAACUACCGCUCGACCCAGCAUCAAGGUGUUAUCCAAGGUCCCAAUGACCGACGCUUGAUCCGCCGCAUGACCUGGCGCUCUUCGACAUACCGACUGAUAGCCUCGUUAUGGGUAUUGGGCGUGCUUUACAGUUUCUGGUUGAUUCGGGACAUCUUCUACCUACCAUUCAAUUCAUCCAAUGCUGUGAUAACUUAA
Molecule: messenger RNA, 213 nt
Organism: Penicillium waksmanii
Lineage: Eukaryota; Fungi; Ascomycota; Eurotiomycetes; Eurotiales; Aspergillaceae
Exons: 1
Coding region: 1-213 (70 amino acids)
Source: RefSeq, a predicted model, not a curated record